AUCGACUGGCAGUCACUGCGAUACACGCAAAGCUAUCGGAAGACUGCGCUACGAACAUCAACACACAGAACAGACCAACUAACGGAACAAAAAUGCGCAGCGCGAAAAUAAAAUAAGUAGCGAAAACACUGGCGUGUGUGUUAACUAAAAUAAGUCCCAUAAAUAAUCUAUUUUUUUGCGGUGCGUGCGCGUGUGUGUGUGUGCGCGCGAAAGAGCAGGAAGAGAAGAAGUUUCGGUGGAGCACAGUGCAGAAGGCGAAGCGGAGUGAAGGAGGAGCGUAAAAAGUAAAAGUGGCGGUGCCUGUCUCUAUACGUGUGUGUGUGUGUGCAAGUGUGGUUUGUUGUGUAUGUGUGUGCCGAAAAGAAGUUGCAGAAAACAUUACGCAAAAUAAAAGAGCGAAAUAACCACAACACAACAAAAGAUAUUGUGCAAACAACACAGCGCUGAGAAGCGGAAAGGUGGAAAGCAGCACGUCGGAGAGGGGCAGCAGCAGAGGGUGAGGGAGAGGGGCCUGGCGGACGGAGGUGGUGCGAGCGAGAGCGAACGACCGGCGCAAUGAGCAUCGUUGGCGAAAACCAUCCCCUCCCAAACCCAACCCCCGCCAGCGCCGUGGUGUCCGCAUCAUCGGGCGGCGGUGGGGGCGGCGCGGUCGUCAUGGGCGUCGGCGUAGGCGUGACCACAGCGAAUGGACCCCGUGUCGUCACCAUUUACAAAACGGAAACGGGCUUUGGCUUCAACGUGCGUGGCCAAGUUUCCGAGGGGGGUCAACUGCGCUCGAUCAACGGCGAGCUGUACGCCCCCCUUCAGCACGUGAGCGCCGUCCUUGAGAACGGGGCGGCCGAGAAGGCGGGCAUCAAGAAGGGCGAUCGCAUCCUGGAAGUAAAUGGCGUCAGCGUCGAGGGAGCCACACAUAAACAGGUCGUAGAUCUGAUCAAAUCCGGCGGCGACUGCCUAACACUGACGGUGAUAUCGGUGACACAGCAGGAGGCUGAUCGACUGGAGCCGCAGGAGGAUCAGAGCGGCUACUCCUACAUCGAUUACUCGGACAAGCGUUCGCUGCCCAUUAGCAUACCGGACUAUGGGAUCGUGAAUCGAAAUGGCGAGCGGUACAUCGUCUUCAACAUACACAUGGCUGGACGGCAGCUCUGUUCGCGUCGCUAUCGGGAGUUCGCCAACCUGCACUCGCUGCUGCGCAAGGAGUUCUCCGGCUUCAACUUUCCCAAGCUGCCCGGCAAGUGGCCCUUCCAGCUGAGCGAACAGCAGCUGGACACGAGGCGCCGUGGACUGGAGCAGUAUCUGGAGAAGGUGUGCGCUGUGCGGGUGAUUGCGGAGAGUGAUGCCGUUCAGGACUUCCUCACCGACACCGAGGAUGAUAUAUCCGCCUCGCCGGUGGACAUUAAGGUGAUGCUGCCCGAUCAUGAAGUGAGCACCGUGUCGGUGAAGAAGUCUUCCAAUGCCCAGGUGGUAUGGGAGAUCCUGGUGCAGCGCGCCAAUCUCACCGCCUACACGCAGCAGUAUUUCUACCUGUUCGAGAUCGUCGAGUACAACUUUGAGCGGAAGCUGCAGCCGCACGAGAUUCCACAUCAGUUGUACGUGCAGAACUACAGCACCGCCUCAUCCACCUGCCUCUGCGUCCGUCGCUGGCUCUUCUCGGUGGCCAAGGAGCUGACGCUGCCGGAUGGCGAGCAGGCUGGCCGCUUCAUAUUUUACCAGGCGGUCGACGAGGUGAAUCGCGGCAAUAUCCGUGCCGAUGGACGCCUGUACGAGCUGAAGGCGCUGCAGGACGCCAAGAAGGCGGGCGACUAUCUGGCCUUGGCCCGCACACUGCCAGGAUAUGGAGACGUCGUCUUUCCCCACUGCUCCUGUGAUAGUCGCAAGGAGGGACACGUUGUGCCCGCUGUGGGCAUGAAGAGCUUUCGCCUGCACGCCUGCCGUGAGGAUGGUUCGCUGGAGGCGCAAAUGGUCGAGCUGACCUGGGACAGCAUCACGCGCUCCGAGAGCGACGAGGAGUCCAUGUCAUUCUGCUUUCAGUACAAUCGUCCAGAUAAGCCAGCACGUUGGGUCAAAGUCUACACGCCAUAUCAUGCAUUCCUUGCGGACUGCUUUGAUCGCAUCAUGGAGGAGCGCAAGUGGGAAGACAGCGGCGACUAGGGAAGGCGUAAGGUGCUGGACGAGGAGCAGGAGCAGGAGCCAGAGGAGCCAGUGGAGCAGAAAGAGGAGCAGCGACGGCGUCGGCGGCAGGAGGGGCAGAUUAAGCAACCCAGUACCAUACCAAGCAUCACCAGGCGGGCCGAGGCAUUGCACAUUGUUCGUUAGUGGUUCGUUGGUGG
This is a messenger RNA of Drosophila yakuba, 2330 nucleotides long. It is a transcript of the gene Snx27, whose product is annotated as sorting nexin-27. The transcript has 6 exons. NCBI's taxonomy places the organism in Eukaryota, Metazoa, Arthropoda, Insecta, Diptera, Drosophilidae. Gene Ontology annotation, molecular function: protein binding; phosphatidylinositol-3-phosphate binding. The coding region runs from base 556 to 2151 and encodes 531 amino acids. Gene Ontology annotation, biological process: signal transduction; intracellular protein transport. Gene Ontology annotation, cellular component: early endosome. The record is from RefSeq and is a predicted model, not a curated record.